AUGUCCCUCGCUCGCUCAUUCCUCUCAGAGCUGCUCUCCAACUCUUUGCUCCAGCAGGUCGCUCCUCUGCUCGCCGUCGUACUCAUUCCCAUCUUUGUCCUAUCCUUGGUUAAACACUUUGAUCCGUUGGCUUCAUCCGUGCUCUUCAUGCUCAGCUCACUAAGUGCGGCACUACCCUGGAACUGGGGGAACAGUCACUCGCCCCCGCGGUCCCAGCCAGAGAGGCUCAAGAAGAAGAAACCUCUUCGGACGCGUGCCGAUCAGUUGCUCGCAAACGGAGACGCAAAGCCAGGACUUGUCAAUGUUUCUGGCACAUACUGCUUCAUGAAUUCGACCAUGCAGCCGCGUAUAAACGCUAUUCAUGAUAAAGCUGAAGCUCUUGACGUCCCAACGCCCGUAAUCGACGCCUUGCAAGAAUUGCUACACAGAAAGAAAAGCCCACUAUUCUCAUCUCGCGAGCAUCAGGAUGCGCAAGAAUUAUUUCAGCUUGUAUCCGAAUGCAUCAAGAAGGAAACAUCCGCAGUGGACAAUGAAGGCCUACGUGACCGAGGUCUCGGCGGCUUGUCCCAAAAUCUACCAGUCACCGCUCGCGAGUUGGGCAAAAACGUAUUCGACGGCUUGACUGCCAACAGACGCAGCUGUGUAGAAUGCGGGUACACAGAGGCCGUGAUGCACUUUGCUUUUGAUAGCUGGCAACUGAAUUUACCUCGUAUGGCCACAACCUGCAACAUCGAGGACUGCCUUGCAGAUUACACGCGACUAGAACUUUUGAUGGACUGUAUCUGCAGGAAGUGCUCGAUGCUUGCGACACUUUAUCGACUGCGGCAGGAUGCCGAGAGGUUGACUGAAGCAGCUAAGGCAGACGAGAAUGCAUCUAGCUCGAAGAAGAAAAGGGCCCGAGAGGCCAGAAAGCUGGAGGCUAACGUGAAAGCUGCUUUGGAAGAAGAGCGGAUUGAAGACGAUAUCAAAGGUGUAAAGAUGGAGAGAGUGUACAGCAAAGCAUCGACGAAGCAGGCGAUGAUUGCCCGGCCACCUCCUGUUCUUGCUCUUCAUCUCAACCGUUCAAUGCACUAUGGAAACUACGCGACAAAAAACACUUGCCGUGUUGAUUUCCCCGAGUUACUAGACCUAACCCCAUAUACGACCUCCGGGAAACUUUCUACAUCCCCAUCUGUCCCCAUAUCCUCCCCACCUCCACCAAUUCCUCGGUCCUCGACACCCAUACCAUCCAUGUUCUCAACUCAGCGAGUCAUCUAUCGCCUCUCCGCUCUUGUCUGCCACUACGGUCAACACUCCUUCGGACACUAUGUCUGUUACCGACGCAAACCCCGACCGCUUUCCGCUGGCGCCUCUCGCUUCAAUCCUCCCAAGAUGCCCCAUUAUCUUCAGUGUGACUGCGAAACAUGUACGAAGUACGGGCCCGUGCGCGAAAGUGACGAAGACGACGAGCAAAUUCUUGCAUCUGCACGACCCGGGCGAGGCUGGCUGAGGAUCAGUGACGAUUCGGUAUCCGAAUGUGGUAUUGAGUCCGUUCUGCAGGAGGGGUCGGCCACGUUUAUGCUUUAUUAUGAGCGGGUCGUCCAGCCGCGUCCACAUAUUUAUCCAUUAGGCUCCCCCAAAGGGUCAGAAGACACCGUAAAGCCGAAGGCUAAUGGGUCGACGACUUCCAUGGUGACUCUGGCCUCGGGCGAUACUGCGAUGCCUUGUGAGGCUCCGAAUACCGCGACUACAGAGAGGACGUUCGGAGCGAGGGUAAUAAGGAGUGUCGAAGCUGGGCGGAGUCGGUCUUCUGGGGUGUCAACUAGGGAGUCCUCCAGCUCGCCUGGAACUUCAUCUGACUCUAUCCCGCGCGCUCGGACGCGAGAUUCAUCAUUACAAGUUGAUGGUGUUGAAGGCAAAGUCCCGUUAACAAAGACACCUGAGAUCGAGAUCAUCCCUGCACUGCAGCCUGAUGCAUCUCUGAGCCCUGACCUCGCUUCCCCACCUUCCCUAUCAGAGCCACCAAUCCACCUACCAUCACCUUCUCCCGCGCGACGUCCACCUCCUCAACAUCGCAUCCAGUCUCCACAAUCUAUCCGCACUAGGCAGAUAUCUCCUGCCAGGACCGUUGGUCUUCGGGCAUAGUAUACAUUAUUGCUUUCAUGCUAUUCGACCCAUCCUACGUGGAUUGUAUUUGAUAGAUCGUGUACAUCGCAAUCACAGCUUUGCCUCGCAUCUCUCC
This is a messenger RNA of Heterobasidion irregulare TC 32-1, 2221 nucleotides long. RefSeq lists its product as uncharacterized. The record is from RefSeq and is a predicted model, not a curated record. Gene Ontology annotation, biological process: response to oxidative stress; protein deubiquitination. Gene Ontology annotation, molecular function: cysteine-type deubiquitinase activity; heme binding; peroxidase activity. The coding region runs from base 1 to 2124 and encodes 707 amino acids. Lineage: Eukaryota; Fungi; Basidiomycota; Agaricomycetes; Russulales; Bondarzewiaceae. The transcript has 6 exons. Gene Ontology annotation, cellular component: nucleus; cytosol.